AUGUGGAAGCUGAACCUCUGCAUGGCCGAGAUCAACUACAUUGCUGAGGAGAUGAUCGCCACGUACCAGCUGAACGAAGAUCAGCAAAGUGUGUUACAAGCGUGUCUCACGUGGUUCGAACCCAUCGACCACGAAGUGACUAUGGACAAGUCGCUACCCAUUGCUCUGGUCCACGGCGUGUUCGGAGCGGGCAAGAGUUUUCUCCUGGUCGUGCUGCCCACGAGCCGACAGCUGACUCCACAACCUGCACAGAUCGUAUUCAUUUCGCGCGUCCUUGACGCCGCUGACAAUCGAGAUAUCCGCAUACUGGUAGCUUCGUCUACCAACACUGCAGUGGACCGUGUGCUGGAGGGCUUGCUGGAACUGGACUUCAAGGAUUUCAUGCGCGUCGGCAGUCUCCGUAAGAUCUCCAAGCGCGUGAUACACCAUGCGCCCCAGGCGGACGAAAAGUCAGCCAUCAAGGACUUGAAGCUCAUGCUCAAGGAAGAGGCGGGUGGCGUUGACGAGAUGAAGAUCAAGACCAUGCUCAAAGAAGCCGAGACGGGGCACAUGAAAAAGAAGGUGGAGAAGAUCUCGUCCACCCGAGUAAUAGGCGUCACGUGCGCGGCAUCUGGUUUCCCCAUCUUGGACGGCAGCACAUUUCCGCUGGUGAUCCUUGAUGAGUGUUCGCAGAUGCUCGAACCGCAUUCGAUGAUCCCCUUGGCUCGGUUCAACUGCCAGAAAUUGAUUGCAGUCGGCGAUCCGCUUCAGCUGCCGCCGGUGCUUGAGAGCUUUGCCAAUAAGGAAGACGGGUUGGCCAAGACUCUGUUCAUUCGUCUCUCCACCAUCGGAUUUCCACCGAUCAUGCUCCGCACACAGUAUCGGUGUCACCCUGCCAUCAGUGGAAUCGCCAACAGGCUCUUCUACGAGGGCAAGCUGUUGGACGGAGUCACUCCAGAGCAGCGAUCUCCGCUUCUGCCCACUCUACCCACUCUCUACUUUUGCAACUCGCUGCGUGGAACGGAAGAGCGCGCUGGCAAGAGCUAUCAUAAUCCCUACGAACUCGGGCUCAUCGUGGAGAUGGUGAAGUCGCUCAUCAACUGGGGGAUUAAACCGCAACAGAUCGGCAUCAUCGCUCUCUACAAGCCGCAGGCCUACAAGAUUGAGACGGCGCUGGCGGCCGUCAAAGCCACGGACAUCUCCGAAGAAUAUGUGGAGGAGCUGCUGAACCAGGCCGACGACAUUGAGAUACUCGAGGAGGACGAAGAACGGCGGCGACAAGUUCGCGGCAAGCAGUGGCAAGAGAAGCAACGAAACAAACUAGUGGCCAAAGAGAUCCAAGUGAGCACAGUCGAUGCUUUUCAAGGGUCUGAGAAGGAGGUGAUUAUAGUCACCUGCGUGCGCACAACGCGCCUGGGCUUCAUCGAUUCACCCAAACGGUUGAAUGUGACCCUCACCCGAGCCAAGAGGCAUUUGAUCAUCGUGGGUAAUGGCAAGGUGCUCGCGGGCAAUCAAACCUGGACGACCAUUUUGUCACAGAUCGAAGCCAAUGGCGUCGUGCAAGACGCAGAACAUUUCCUGCGCACUGGAGAGUUCAGUAGGACCGGACUGAGCGCGGGUGGCGCGGCGGGGAGAGGAGGAGCACGAGAAGAACCUGAAGAAGACUACGAACACGAGAUCAUGGGACGACACGAGGAGGAAGGUGACAACGUGGACGAGGAGGAACAUGACAUGAUGAUGGAGAUUCAGCGAGAGAUGGAAGAGGAGGAGCGUGAACAUCGACGAGUCCCAGCCCCAGCCGUGCCAGGCCACCUGGCUCGUGGGCCAGCGAGGCAACACCAAGACCACAGCAACGAGAGAGACGGAGGCGGCCAACCACCACCGCAGCCGUCAACGGAGGAGCGGGUGAGCGAGGAGGAGUGGGCAAUGCUGGCAAUGCUGGAGCAAAGCGAGGCCGCACCCAGCCGGUCUCUGGAGGAGGAAGACGAGGUACACCUUGGACAAACUACGGCAACGAGCAGUCGGAAGGAAGAUGGAGAGGACGUGACGAUGCCUGAAGAAGACAAGCGAGGCGAGUGUGAGGAAGGUCGAGAAAGGGCAACAAACGAGGCCAGUGAAGAGAAGGGCAACGAAGCCGCCGAUGGUUACGAUCCAGCGGCCUCCGAAUGGUCUCUCGGCGACCUCGACCUGUAA
Molecule: messenger RNA, 2172 nt
Organism: Acanthamoeba castellanii str. Neff
Lineage: Eukaryota; Discosea; Longamoebia; Acanthamoebidae
Exons: 15
Coding region: 1-2172 (723 amino acids)
Molecular function (GO): helicase activity
Source: RefSeq, a predicted model, not a curated record